Exaiptasia diaphana is the source of this 2513-nucleotide messenger RNA. RefSeq lists its product as uncharacterized. The transcript has 5 exons. Lineage: Eukaryota; Metazoa; Cnidaria; Anthozoa; Actiniaria; Aiptasiidae. The coding region runs from base 23 to 1963 and encodes 646 amino acids. The record is from RefSeq and is a predicted model, not a curated record.
GCAAAAAGGUCUAAGAGAAUCAAUGAAAAAAGAGUGGUCUGGAGAUGUUGACCUUGGAGAUGGUAUUGUUCAGCGGCAACAUGAAGAAUAUUUAAGCAGAUUGGGGAUGGUUCAGAAGUUAGGAAAGGGUACUAGAAAGAGUAUGUUAGCAGAGGAUCUGAACAGUGUGAAAGAAAGGCUGAAAGAGGAAGUUCAUUUUCUGGAGAAGGGUAAAGACACUGCCCAGAAUUGUUAUGACAUGAAAAGGACAAUGAAGAAUGCUAGUGAAGAUUCUCUCUUUGCUCUUGCUUGGGAAGUUGAUGGCUAUGAAAAACUUCUAACUAAAAAUGCACACAUCCUGUCAGUCAUUGAGGAAAUUCUUCACAACAAAGGAAAAGGGAAGAAGUUGUUCUUCAUAAAGGAAGAACUUGAAGUGUAUAUCAAGGGAAUUUAUACAAAGAAACGUGACGUGGCUACUCAUCUCCUUAUCUUCAUGAUAAGUGACGAGUUAAGGAAUAGGAAGCCAUAUGCAAUUCCAGUUCGUAUCCUGACAUACCACACAAUAACUGAUGCUAGACUUAGAGAGCUAAAAGAUGAACUGAAAGAUGUCAUGGAAAAAAUGGGAAUGGUGGUUGUUGGAUUCUCGACCGAUGGAGAGUUCAACUCUUUAAGAACACAGGGGUCCACAAGACCAACAUCAGUAGUCCAGUUGGCAAUGGAUGCAAAAGCUGAAGCAAAAUCGACAAAAGCUGCCACAAUUAAACAAUAUCUAACUCCCAUUAAUGUCAAUGGUAACAUUGCACCUCAACGGUACCACCCAGCAGUCCCAAUGGAAGAUGUUCAGUGGUUAUGGGAAUUUAUGAAUGACCCAAGAUGCCCUUGCUCGUUCAACUCUGCUAUUCAUAUUUUACGAAGGAAGCAUUACCCUUUCUCACAUGAUCCCAAUCCAUGGAUAGUAGGAAAGCAAGAAACAACUGCUGAUUGCUUGAAAUCUUUGAUGGCAAGCUAUAUUUAUCGUCAUAAAGUGUCAGUAUAUUCGUCAACAGGAGUUGACUUCAAAAACCACCUCUAUGUUCCUGAUGGCUGCCAUGACAGGGAAGACCAUAACCAUAUCCUAAAGCGGAUUGGAAUGUGCACAAGAAAUGGUCUUGUGCCAUCAGUUGAUCUGCGUUGGUUUGUCCAAGCUCUAAAAGACCCAGCAACAGGUCUCACUUACACAGCUCUCACUGGUCAGAGAAAGCAAAAUGUUCCAGAUGUUGAACGCAUAUUUUCCCCAGCUAUGGUGCAUUACAUGAACAACAAUGGACAUCACACAGAGGCGACAUAUCUGAAAACAGUGUGUAACUGGCACAAAGCCAAUGAUGGCAGAGGGCUUACCGAAGACAAGAGAUGCCAGUACAACUAUGACAUGCUACGCUUUGUACUUGAUGACUGGAUGCCAUGGCAUACAUAUGACAGAGAUUUCUCAAAGAUCGACAUAAAUAGGCCAUUAAAAGGAAUAUGUGGCUUCACUAGAGAAAUCAUUGUAGGCUUAAUUGCAAACAUUGAAAGUAGAGAACUGCGACGUUUGCAAUGUCACAUUAGUAAUCUACCCCCAGAACAUCCACGAGCUAGCUCUACUGAUGAUGUUGAGGGAUUCAUUUCCAUACUACACAGACUUCUUGGUAAAACCUUUGAUCAUAAGACCUUUAUGGAUAACUACCCCAAAAUUGUCUAUGAGUUUACAAAGAAGAUUGAUCCAGACUUGCCAUUUUUCUACUGGUCUGGAUCAGACACAAGAUAUAAMGUMGGUCCAUUGCCCUCCUUUAAUAAGCCAUCUGCUAGUGGUUUAGAAAGGUUAGAUACAGUUAAAAUAUCUAGAAGAGCUGAUCCAGCUGUGUUUGCAGCAAGCCGUGCAUCGCUCCCUCAAAGAGGCAGUUUGACCAUUAGAGCAACAUUCCACAAUCCACCAGAGUGUUUACCUCCCCCUAAUAUGAAUCAUUAACUAUCAUGAAAUAWAUAUCAUAUAUCAAAAUAUCAUGAAUGAAUAUUGCUGUGCAUUAUAAAUGCUUAUCCUUAGUAGAAAAGUGGAUAACUAAUUUAAUGCAUGAUAUAACAUGUAUCCACACUUUGUACAAUGUAGGCAAUGGUUGAAUCAAGUARAGAUAUUGUAACUAUAUUUCUUAUAACUAUUGAGUUUGRUUUUACAGAAGUAAUAUUCACCUUUAAUGCAAAGUUAAAUUGGUCAUAAAAUUUACAUGCAAUCAGCAAAGUGUGAAUGGAUAUUGUUAUGCAUUAUAAAUGCUUAUCAUUAGUAGAAAAGUGGAUAACAUGCAUGAUAUAACAUGUACCUACACUAAUGUACAAUGUAGGUUGAAUCAAGUAGAAAUAUUGUAACUAUAUUUCUUAUAACUAUUGAGUAAAACUUUGAACUGAAACUCAAAAAAUGUAAUAUAGUACAUUCAUCCAUUGAAAAAUUAGCAACAGGAAUUUUAGCAGUUUUUAACUUUAACUUUUGCUUAGCUAUUAAAUAUUUUCAUCAUUUUUAUGAAGUU